This is a messenger RNA of Blepharisma stoltei, 204 nucleotides long. The record is from the annotation of a GenBank genome assembly. Lineage: Eukaryota; Ciliophora; Heterotrichea; Heterotrichida; Blepharismidae.
AUGUCAUCAAGUAGAAAAAUAGAUCAAAUGAUAGAAAAGCAAUCAGCAUAUAAAGCUACUAUAAGAGUCUUUGAGGCUUUAAAAGAAGCAUUUGAUGAAAAAAAUAUUAUUGAGUUGGCUUACUCAGAGAUUAGAAAAAAUUACCCUAAGUUUACAAUAAAAGAGGCAAGAUCUAUCUAUAAUGAUCUUUAUAAGAAUUCUUAA